Messenger RNA from Suillus plorans, 1677 nucleotides. RefSeq lists its product as uncharacterized. Bases 1 to 1677 code for a protein of 558 amino acids. The record is from RefSeq and is a predicted model, not a curated record. NCBI's taxonomy places the organism in Eukaryota, Fungi, Basidiomycota, Agaricomycetes, Boletales, Suillaceae. The transcript has a single exon.
AUGAGCACAAAGACUACCAGCAGCCUCCCGUUCUCCAUGUUACCCCGGCUUGGUUUUACUCCCAGUCACAAAACGGGGUCUUCAUCUCGUUCUCCUUAUACUGAAAACCCUGAAGAAGACUGGUAUAUCCCCUACAAUGGUCCGUUAGAACCACCCAAGAGCGUCUCGAUGGUCAAGCAAGAUACCACGAGACACAUUUGUAGACAGGAUGACAUAAACGCAUUUCUGGAAGAUUCUCAAUUACUGGACCGCUACCGGGAUACGUCUGUGAACGAUGCCGAGCCAUUGGGACUAGGUCUACCUGCACAGUCAACUAGUUCCCACAGAACCCGUAUUCGCUCUGAUUUCAUGAAGCAUACUACGAGCUCAUCAAGUGUCAUCGACCCGAUACGGCCACAUCCUCGACGGCGGCAGGCGAGUGCACCGCGCUUGCAAAUUCCCACUCACACCAGCAUGGAUGCUGGCGCUGACGUUGGCGAAUCCCCGAUGCCUAUGCAGCGUAUUGCAACAUUGUCCCCCCAGAAAAAAAUGGGUCGGUUCUUCGGCUUCGGAUCUAGCAAAAAGCCAAAAAGACAAUCAACCAGUACACCAGUAUCCCCUAUUAUUCGGACUAACACACUGGGGACAUGGCCUCCCAGUUCUGUUCAGCAUAGUACACUCCAGGAAAAUGUUAAUUUUGCGAAACCUCCAGGUUCUAGCCCCAACACUAGCAAUCACUUUGACUCACCUUAUGCCGCAUUGGCACAGCCAUCCCGCAGAAGUCAGACCCUCCAUUACCCGCCACGGGCUGACGUUAUGAAUCUCUCUCCCUCCAAGCAACGUUCCGCCCAGCACCUCAACUUACAUGGAAAACCCGACCAAGACUCAUUCCCUUCAUUCCCGACCACAAACUAUAAUUCUCCAACUAUCUCCAUGGCUCACCCAUAUGCAAAUACAUCAUCCUCUGUUUCUGUGUCUGCUUUUCGACCCGGAACCUCUCAACAAUCUCGUCAAGGACAUCAACAACUGGAUUCGGGCUCACAACAUACUCAUUUCUCGCAGGAUAAUCCCACUUGGCGUAAUCGGGCACUCACCUAUGCGAUCGACCCUCGCAGUGACGGUGCCGCCGCAUCGGUUAAAAAUGCACGUCCCUUGACCUCACCACUGAAGCUCUCUGUCUCCACCCCGAAUCUUUUUGCAACUUCACACGACAAGCAACCUUCGCAACAGAGCACAAAGUCAACACCGCCGGUAGCAGGCGUUGAGCGCUGGCUAUCUCCCGAGACAUGGUGCGACGCACUGUUCUUUCCACGUCCACGCCUCAAAGUCAAACGCGCACAUGGGUCGCAUGGAGGAAGUAGUGGACAAAUCCUAAGUCCGUCAAUCACCUCUGUCGCUGAGGGUGCCACUCCGCGCCUCAGUCCUGCUCUACUUGGAGGGAGACCACAAGUUUCGUUGGUUACAACUGAUGCACCAAGGAAACACCAUGUUUUGUUGAAAUCCAGGUCGGCUAUUGAUGUCCUGUCUGGCCCCUCUAUGUCUGGCAGACCUCGUACUGCGCCCAUGAAACGAUAUCUAGACCCAGAUCCAGAUUUAAUUGAGGACACAAACCUUGAGGAGUCAGAAUUCGUACCGGGCGCAUCGACCGCGCAACAGGAAUUCCGUCCGUCAACCCCUGUACCAUCGUUGACCAAGUAA